Molecule: messenger RNA, 2963 nt
Organism: Anopheles merus
Lineage: Eukaryota; Metazoa; Arthropoda; Insecta; Diptera; Culicidae
Exons: 3
Coding region: 593-1978 (461 amino acids)
Source: RefSeq, a predicted model, not a curated record
GCAAGAGCUUAGACCGAUAGGUGAUUGUAUAGGAGUGCAGUUUAAAGUUCCUCAGCGGUCCAGCUCCAGUGCUUUGUGGUUAGAAAAUAGCUUUGUGUGGUGGAGGGUUUCAAAAAGCAACGUAACACAACGGGAGGGUUUUGAAGGUUUUUUUUUUGCAUCAAGAUCAUGGAAAACCAUCAUCAUUUAUUCCCUCUUUUUUCCUGGACAUUGUCACGUUCGUGGAAGGCAUGGCCCGUCUGCAUCCGGUUGUGAAAAUGAAUCGUGUGUACUGUGUUUUUGUGUGGGUGUGUGCGUGUGUUUUUACGUUGUGCAAAGAGGAGGAAUCUUCUUCCACUGUCACACGUGCCAUUCCGUUAACAUGCGAUUCUUACACAAUAACACUUAUGAAGCUACUGUACUUAUGAAGCGGAAGUGUCGUUCCGUCGCAGCGCCCAACGCUGCUUUACACUGUGCCGGGUGUAUUUUUUCCUCGUCGACCGGCGAGUGACUACGACUAUAAAGAACGAGCGAUUCUGUAGUCUGUGAUUGAAUGCGCUCAAUUUAUGUAGGUUACUGAAAAUAUCCAGAACAACGGAACCUUGGGCACGUCAUGGAUCAGGCAUGGAAUGAUAUGCAACCAUCAUCGAGUAACACUAUCUUCACAGAACACUCGUACAGCAAACGUCCGGAACAACAGCCCGAUGACAACACCAGGAAUCAAGCAUGGAAUGGUAUACAACCAUCAUCAGGUAACACUGUCUUCACAAAACACUCGUACAGCAAAAAUCCCGCACAACAGCCUGAUGAUAACUGCGGGAAUCAAGCAUGCAAUUAUAUGCAACCAUCAUCGAGUAACUCUGUCUGCACAGAAUACUCUUUCAUCAAAAAUCCCGAAAAACAGCCCGAUGACAACUCCGGGAAUCAAGCAUGGAAUGGUGUACAACCAUCAUCGGGCACCACUAUCUUCACAGAACACUCGUACAGCAAACGUCCGGAACAACAGCCCCAUGACAACACCAGGAAUCAAGCAUGGAAUGGUAUACAACCAUCAUCAGGUAGCACUGUCUUCACAGAACACUCGUACAGCAAACGUCCGGAACAACAGCCCGAAGACAAAACCAGGAAUCAAGCAUGGAAUGGUAUACAACCAUCAUCAGGAAACACUGUCUUCACAAAACACUCGUACAGCAAAAAUCCCGCACAACAGCCUGAUGAUAACUCCGGGAAUCAAGCAUGCAAUUAUAUGCAACCAUCAUCGAGUAACUCUGUCUGCACAGAAUACUCUUUCAUCAAAAAUCCCGAAAAACAGCCCGAUGACAACUCCGGGAAUCAAGCAUGGAAUGGUGUACAACCAUCAUCGGGCACCACUAUCUUCACAGAACACUCGUACAGCAAACGUCCGGAACAACAGCCCCAUGACAACACCAGGAAUCAAGCAUGGAAUGGUGUACAACCAUCAUCAGGUAGCACUGUCUUCACAGAACACUCGUACAGCAAAAACCCCGCACAACAACCUGAUGAUAACUCCGGGAAUCAAGCAUGCAAUUAUAUGCAACCAUCAUCGAGUAACACUGUCUGCACAGAAUACUCUUUCACCAAAAAUCCCGAACAACAGCCCGAUGACAACUCCGGGAAUCAAGCAUGGAAUUCUAUGCAACCAUCAACGGGCAACACUGUCUUCACAGAAUACUGGUACAGCAAACUUCUGGAACAACAGCCCGAUAACAGCACCUUGGAAGCAUGGAAUGAUAUACAAUCAUUUACGUGUGACGCUGCCUUCACAGAACACUCGUAUAGCAAACAUUCGGAACAACGAAACACCGACAACAACAUGGAUCAAGCAUGGAAUGGUGUGCAGUCGUCAUCAUAUUUCGGUGUCAUGCAUCAGAACGAGUUUUACGGAGAAGCUGAAUUAAACAAUGCUGCAUCGAAUGACAUCCUGGGGACGUUGUUACGAGCUAUUAACGAUUGGGCUGAUCCCACUGAUACGAACUAAGAUGAAAUCGAUAACAUGAUUCAAGUAGGCCCGGAAACUUUGCUAGAUUGACUUACUGCUUCAGGAUCUAUUCAACAAGGUGCUUGCAUUGGGCCCAUGAUCCAUCAAACACUACUCGCGUGAAUGCGUGUGAAGAAACAUGAAUGAUAUAAAAGCUUCUACUGCUGUGCUGAAGAGUUCAUUGAAUAAAAAAGAAUGAGUUUACUUCGAUUCCCAAUUUUGGUUUAUUCGUUUGGAGAUUAAAAUGAGGACAUAACAAAAAUUGACAAACAACAUCAAAGUCAAAAUUAGAAUCAGUUUAUUUUGAAACUAACAUCUUUCAAUUUAACAACUUCAAUAUACGAUGUACACCUUUAAUAUCGUAAGAAUGAUGUUUCGUUUUGCUUUGAAUUACGGACGCUUAAGCCAUUAUUGGCAUGUAAUAUUUUCUUACUGAUUCAAAAAUCCUCGGUCAUAUCUCUGUUCAGCUCACUAUACUGAAGCCAACCAUCUCAAAUUGAAAUAAAAAAUAAAAAUAAAAUAAAUAAAUAUGUUCAAAUAUUGUUGUUUUAUUUUUAUCGCUGAAUGUUUGUUCUUGUUAUUAUUACUGUCUAAAACAUAUGUUUAUGCAAUUAAUCGCAAUGCACUUUGGCUGCCCCAAAAACCAGAUACAAAAUUUUGCCUCGAAUUCCAUAUUUCGUUAAAUAUGUGUUUUUAACGAAUUCCUAGAGCAGUAUGUUAAAACAUUGUUGUUAUCACAGUGAUAACUACCUCUUCAAUGGACUUCGACGUACUUCAAUGCAUCGGAGCCAGAUUUAUAGGAAUUAUAAAAGUUUCUAAGUUACACUAGACUUCGAUUUUUAACAAAACUGCUAAGAAUGCCGCCGUCUGUGUACUGACCGACCGAAUAUAUUUAUUAGCCGUGGCAUCAGGGCCUACCGGGGGUGGCAUCAGGACCUACAGUAAAUUUAGAAAUCGAUAAAGCUAGGAACUGGAUAUGAAGUAA